AUGCUGAUUGUCGAUGCCGACUUGAGUCAGUAUAACGUCAGUGCCGACGAGCUCGAGUUGCUUGAACAGUACCAGCUCAUGGCGCGACAGCUCCGCCAGCUCGAGGCGCAGUUGACGGAGAUGGAAGGGACGGUGGCCGAACCAGGUAACCCGAGGAUCCUUGCCGAUAACAUGAGAGGGUUGGAGAUGAAGAUGGGGGUGAUGCACGCCUUCUUUAAGAGUUCUGUGUAUCUGGUAUUGAGACAAGCCCGCGACGAAGCCCGCAACCCGUAG
Diutina rugosa is the source of this 273-nucleotide messenger RNA. It is a transcript of the gene DAD3, whose product is annotated as Dad3p. Gene Ontology annotation, cellular component: mitotic spindle; DASH complex. Gene Ontology annotation, biological process: attachment of spindle microtubules to kinetochore. The transcript has a single exon. Bases 1 to 273 code for a protein of 90 amino acids. The record is from RefSeq and is a predicted model, not a curated record. Lineage: Eukaryota; Fungi; Ascomycota; Pichiomycetes; Serinales; Debaryomycetaceae.